Messenger RNA from Vespula vulgaris, 1230 nucleotides. Its product is annotated as major facilitator superfamily domain-containing protein 12-like. Gene Ontology annotation, biological process: carbohydrate transport. Gene Ontology annotation, cellular component: membrane. The transcript is spliced from 5 exons. Lineage: Eukaryota; Metazoa; Arthropoda; Insecta; Hymenoptera; Vespidae. Gene Ontology annotation, molecular function: symporter activity. The record is from RefSeq and is a predicted model, not a curated record. Bases 1 to 1230 code for a protein of 409 amino acids.
AUGGAGAAAAAUUCUAAAAUGGAGACUGGACUACUUGGCAUGGAUAAUAAUAAAGUAUCCAUGUCGACAAAAUUGGCUUAUGCCUUGGGACAUAUUUUCAACGAUCUGACGGCAGCCAUGUGGUUCUCUUAUACUUUAAUAUACCUACAAAAGGUUUCUCUCUUGGAACCAAUAAUGGCUGGCACAUUGUUGUUGUUAGGUCAAAUCGUGGAUGCUUUCACAACGCCAAUCUUUGGCUUUCUCGUCGAUCGUUACUGCAAGAAAAAAAUAUGGCACGUGAUCGGCUCCGUUUUGGUCACCCUAAGUUUCCCAAUUAUUUUUGGAGGUUUCGCUAAUACCUCCAACUCUAUCGUCAUGUUCUUUUAUAUACUGAGCAUCGUAAUCUUCCAGAUUGGCUGGGCAGCCGUACAGAUCUCGCAUUUGUCUAUGAUCCCGUCGUUAACAAGCUCGUUACUCGGUCGAACCGAAUUAACAGCUAUAAGGUAUUCAGCACAGGUGAGCUCGGCGGUAGUAGUUUUCGUUGUCACAUGGAUCGUUCUUCCCACAAAUGGCGAAUCGAUGGUGCUACUCGAUCAACACGACGACUACAAAUUCAGAAACAUAGUGAUCGUUGUAACGGCAUUCGGUUUGACUGCGACCACUCUCUUUCACAUUCUCCUGAAAGGAAAUCUUUUGGAAAAUAGGAGUCAAUCACAAGCCAAAACGAAUCCCGACGAAUCUAGUUGGCUCUUAGACGGUUUUUCAAGUCCAAGAAGAUCCUGGUUUGGUACAUCGAUAUUAUUAAGAGUGGCCAUGUUGUAUGUUGCAAGCAGAUUAUUUAUAACCCUUGCUACUGUUUACUUACCACUUUAUAUCGAGGAAACGGCAGUUGGUGGUAAACAAGCGUUGGCUACGGUACCAUUGGUAUCUUACUUAUCUUCCUUCAUAGCCGCAUUGUUGUUGAAAUACAUGAACAGAUCUUGCGGAACAAAGAUAUGUUACCUUUGCGGAGCUCUCAUAGGUAUUCUUUCGGCAGCCAUCACAGAAUUUGGCGGGAGCCACGGAGUCGUUACGUAUACAAUAGCCAUUCUUAUUGGUGCAGGCAGUUCGAUAACCAUGGUAACGGCUUUAAGUGUUACAGCCGAAAUUAUUGGUCCUCGAACUGAAAAAAGUGCAUUCGUUUAUUCGAUCGUAACGUUUCUUGAUAAAGUCGUUACGGGAUUGGUCGUAGUACUUAUUGAAAGAUGGUAA